GUCCGAGUCCACUACGACACUGUUGACUCGGGUUAAGGUUAUAUCCCUCAUCUCUCUCUAUCAUCUCUCAGCUGUGAACCCUCUCGACUUAUCUAGUAUCAGAACAAACACCGUUUUUACCCACCGUGUGAAGUGGUAACCUACCUGGAUCGGAUUGGACAUAGUCGGGGCGAAGUCCCGAAAACCCGAGGAGCAUUCCAAAAAAAAAAGAACAAACACCGUUUUUAUUUAUUUAUUUUCCUUCACUUCUUUUUCCUCUGAUUUAUAUCCCAUUACAUAGUUAGUUAUCUGCUACUUGAUUGAUUCUUUGCCAGCUCUGGAUUUGAGAAAAUUACAAUCACAUCACAUCGCAUCACAGGAUUGGAGAACAGCAGCAUUAGGGGAAAAAUGCAGGCUCAUGAAGCUAAUAAUACUCUUUUAUAUCCUGUUGUGCUAAGAGGUACACAAAUGGAGUGUGGGGAUGCAGAAGCAGUGAUAAUUGGGGGUAUGGUGUUGGACAUUCAUGCUACACCUUCAAUCCAUGUCAAUUCGGGAACUACUACCCCUGGCAAGGUCUGUUAUGUCCAAGGAGGUGUGGCAAGGAAUGUAGCUGAGUGCAUGUCAAAGCUAGGAGCAAAGCCAUACAUGAUUAGUGCUCUCGGGUUUGACAUGGCUGGAAAUCUGCUGUUGGAACAGUGGAAAUCUGCUGGCCUAUCCACAGAAGGUAUUUUGAAGGAUAAAGAUAUUGAGACUCCAGUUGUAUGCAAUAUAUUUGAUGUUAAUGGCGAGGUAGCAGCUGGUGUUGCUAGUGUGGAAGCUCUUGAAAAAUAUCUGACACCUGACUGGAUCUUGCACUUCAAGAGCACUUUACUUUCUGCUCCAGUGGUAUUGGUUGAUGCAAAUCUGAGUUGUCCUUCUCUGGAAGCUUCUUGUAAAAUGGCAGCUGACACAGAAUGUCCUGUCUGGUUUGAGCCAGUUUCAGUGACUAAAUCCCGGAGAAUCAGUUCUAUUGUCAAGUAUGUAACUUUUGCUUCUCCAAAUGAAGAUGAACUUAUUGCGAUGGCUAAUGCUUUAUCUGGUGGUGAUCAGUUCCAUCCACUUAUAGAAAGUCAUUACAAAAAUAACCUUUCAAGUGUAUCUUUGUUUCAAAUGUUGAAACCAGCAAUAUGGGUUUUGCUAGAAAAAGGCAUUAAAGUGGUCCUAGUGACCCUCGGCUCAAAUGGAGUGUUUUUAUGCAGUAAAGGAGGGCCAAGCUGCUUUAAAGUUCCUGUAGAGAAAAUGAAUUGGUGUAGUUUUGGUGGACAAUUAUAUAGGACUGUUAUGCAAAAGUGUCCACCAAAUUGUUAUUCUGGUUUUUCAGAACUUGAUAGAAGCUCUCGUCUCUUUGUUGUGCAUUUUCCCACAGUUCCUGCAUCAGUUGUGAGGCUUACAGGGGCUGGUGAUUGCUUGGUUGGUGGAACACUCGCAUCAAUUUGUGCAGGAUUAGAUAUUAUGCAAAGUGUGUCUGUUGGCAUUGCAGCGGCUAAAGCUGCUGUUGAGGUUGAGGCUAAUGUCCCUUAUGCUUUCAGUUUAGCUGCUAUUACGGACGAUGCUAAAUCUGUAUACUCUGGUGCCAAAGUGCUCUUCCACCAAUCAAUGCUGUAAAUUUUGAAUAAACAUCAUGUUAGAUGAACAGCUUGAGUUGUGAAACAGCAACCACCUUUGUCCAAAAUAUGGUACGUUAUCACAAGGUUUUAUGGCAUUGGAGUAUGAAUGAGUAACUAUUUUUGAAACUUUUAGAAAGUUUUCACAUUUGUCUGUAACAAUUUGAUUGGUAUGCACUGUCAGGGUAAGAGUUUUCUACACAUUUGCAGCAUACUAAAUUAUUAACUACUAAUUUUCCUCCUCCUCUUUAUCCUUGGGAAAUUCACCUCAACUUUCUGUUUUAAGAUUAACCAACAAAAGAGAAAGCUAAACCAAGAACAAUGCCACGUUGCCGAUGCUGACCGUGUUAGUUAAUCUAGUUCAACGUAGAUAUAAACCUGUGUAUUAUUAUAGUGUGUUUCGACUUUUAUGCAUUAUGCAAAUGCUAUGAAAAGGGUGUGUUGACAGUGUUGUAUACUUUGAUGACUCCUUAUUGUCCGUUUUGUGGACUCCGCUGGCCAUUGCAGAAAGUAUAU
This is a messenger RNA of Gastrolobium bilobum, 2138 nucleotides long. Its product is annotated as pseudouridine kinase. Bases 388 to 1623 code for a protein of 411 amino acids. The record is from RefSeq and is a predicted model, not a curated record. Gene Ontology annotation, molecular function: kinase activity. NCBI's taxonomy places the organism in Eukaryota, Viridiplantae, Streptophyta, Magnoliopsida, Fabales, Fabaceae. The transcript is spliced from 10 exons.